This is a messenger RNA of Hypanus sabinus (Atlantic stingray), 1150 nucleotides long. RefSeq names its product bladder cancer associated protein (gene blcap). The coding region runs from base 225 to 488 and encodes 87 amino acids. The transcript has a single exon. Lineage: Eukaryota; Metazoa; Chordata; Chondrichthyes; Myliobatiformes; Dasyatidae. The record is from RefSeq and is a predicted model, not a curated record.
UAUGCGGCUGCGCAGAGAGCGGCUCUGUGGCGGCCGGAGGUGCGCUGAGCGAGGGAGCGCCGGGCGCAUGAGGGAGCGGCCGCCGAGGGAGCAGCAUCGUACGAGUGCGCCGAGGAGGGGACGGGCGUCUUGGAGCCCGCUGCACCGCCCCCUCAGACCCGUUCCGCUGCAAGUUGAACUCAGCGAGUGUUGGAGGGGAUCGCUCUGCCCGGCUCCAGUCAACCAUGUACUGCCUACAGUGGCUGUUGCCCGUGCUGCUCAUCCCCAAGCCGCUGAACCCGGCGCUCUGGUUCAGCCACUCCAUGUUCAUGGGCUUCUACCUGCUGAGCUUCCUGCUGGAGAGGAAACCGUGCACCAUCUGCGCCCUGGUCUUCCUCGCCGCCCUCUUUCUCAUCUGCUACAGCUGCUGGGGCAACUGCUUCCUCUUUCAGUGCGGCGGGGCCCCGCUGCCCGACGCGGCUCACGACCCCAGCAUCGUGGGCACCUAGUUGUGGCAAGUCCCUCCCCAACCAACCCCGGCAUACAAGUCGCCUGUAAAUUAUUCUCACCUUCCUGCUGGCCGUUCCUUCCUUCUCCAACUCCGUCCAGGCGAGUAGACGCGGUGAUCUCCGACUCUUCGCCAGAGGAGAAAUCUCAAAACUUCCUUUCACCGCAUUCUUGCGUCCAAAAAAAAAAUCGCUGGCCAAGCAGAAGGUUUUUCGUCUGCAGCUUUCUCUGCAAAGGAUAACUUGUCGACCUGAAGCAAGACUCUUGCAUGGAUUUGUAUUUAGAGCCUGCGCUGUGAAUGAAACUCAGUAUUUUUACUGUUUUCCCAAGCCCCCCCCCCUCCCCCGAAGAAGUGGCCUUCUUACAAACUAUUUAGUGGAUGUGUUCGGUGGUGGUUUUCAAAGUCUGAAAUGAUGAACAUUAAAUAAAGGCCUAAUGUGUACUACCAGUCUUCAAGUUCUGGAAGAUGUCUUGGAAGAGACUUUUUUUGGCAAUUAACGUGUAGGAUUAUAUUCAGUGAGGGGUCUUGGUGUUCAUGGUUAAUUUAGGAUAUAAUACACAAGUUUCUUUGGGUGUUUGUGUGUUUCCUGACCUUUCUAUGACAAUGGUGCUAUUUCUGCACAAUUUUGUUAGCUGAAAUAGUGUCGCUUCUGUAUUUCAAAAU